AGGCCGUGUAGCAUCACUGUUACUCUGAGGAGAGAACAGUCGGUAGAGGGAUGCAAAAAUGCAGAGCAAUAAAACCUUUAACUUGGAGAAGCAAAACCAUACUCCAAGGAAGCAUCAUCAGCAUCACCACCACCAACAGCAACAGCCACCACCGCCACCAAUACCUGCAAAUGGGCAACAAGCCAGCAGCCAAAAUGAAGGCUUGACUAUUGACCUGAAGAAUUUUAGGAAACCAGGAGAGAAGACCUUCACCCAACGUAGCCGGCUCUUUGUGGGCAAUCUUCCUCCUGACAUCACUGAGGAGGAGAUGAGGAAACUAUUUGAGAAAUAUGGGAAGGCAGGCGAAGUCUUCAUUCAUAAGGAUAAGGGCUUUGGCUUUAUCCGCUUGGAAACGCGAACCCUAGCAGAGAUUGCCAAAGUAGAGCUGGACAACAUGCCACUUCGUGGAAAGCAGCUGCGUGUGCGCUUUGCCUGCCAUAGCGCAUCGCUCACAGUCCGAAACCUUCCUCAGUAUGUUUCUAACGAACUGCUGGAGGAAGCUUUUUCUGUGUUUGGCCAAGUGGAAAGGGCUGUAGUCAUCGUGGAUGAUAGAGGAAGGCCCUCAGGAAAAGGCAUUGUUGAAUUCUCAGGGAAGCCAGCUGCUUGGAAAGCUCUGGACAGGUGCAGUGAAGGCUCCUUCCUGUUAACCACAUUUCCUCGACCUGUGACUGUGGAGCCCAUGGACCAGUUGGAUGAUGAAGAGGGACUUCCAGAGAAGCUGGUUAUAAAGAACCAGCAAUUUCAUAAGGAGCGAGAACAGCCACCCAGAUUUGCACAGCCUGGCUCCUUUGAGUAUGAGUAUGCCAUGCGCUGGAAGGCACUCAUUGAGAUGGAGAAGCAGCAGCAGGACCAAGUGGACCGCAACAUCAAGGAAGCUCGUGAGAAGCUGGAGAUGGAGAUGGAGGCUGCUCGCCAUGAGCACCAAGUCAUGUUAAUGAGACAGGAUUUGAUGAGGCAUCAAGAAGAACUCCAGAGGAUGGAAGAGCUGCACAACCAAGAAGUGCAAAAACGAAAGCAACUGGAGCUCAGGCGGGAGGAAGAGCGCAGGCGCCGUGAAGAAGAGAUGCGGCGGCAACAGGAAGAAAUGAUGCGGCGACAGCAGGAAGGAUUCAAGGGAACAUUCCCUGAUGCGAGAGAACAGGAGAUACGGAUGGGCCAGAUGGCCAUGGGAGGUGCUAUGGGCAUAAACAACAGAGGCGCCAUGCCCCCUGCUCCAGUGCCAGCUGGUACCCCAGCUCCUCCAGGACCUGCCACUAUGAUGCCAGAUGGAACCUUGGGAUUGACCCCACCAACAACUGAACGCUUUGGCCAGGCUGCUACCAUGGAAGGAAUUGGGGCCAUUGGUGGAACCCCUCCUGCGUUCAACCGUGCAGCUCCUGGAGCUGAAUUUGCUCCAAACAAACGUCGCCGAUACUAAUAAAAAUUUCACUGUCUAGUUUCCCAAAAACCCUCAAAAGAAAGACCCUUUUUGGACUAGCCAGAAUUCUGCCCUGGAAAAAGUGUUAGGGAUUCCUCCCAAUAGUUAGGUCUUCCUUGCCUGUACUACUCUAAGGGAGUAUGCUGGAGGCUGAGGGCAAGGGAGGGG
Messenger RNA from Herpailurus yagouaroundi (jaguarundi), 1624 nucleotides. Its product is annotated as non-POU domain-containing octamer-binding protein-like. Bases 59 to 1456 code for a protein of 465 amino acids. NCBI's taxonomy places the organism in Eukaryota, Metazoa, Chordata, Mammalia, Carnivora, Felidae. Gene Ontology annotation, molecular function: RNA binding. The transcript has a single exon. The record is from RefSeq and is a predicted model, not a curated record.